This is a messenger RNA of Punica granatum (pomegranate), 1362 nucleotides long. The record is from RefSeq and is a predicted model, not a curated record. NCBI's taxonomy places the organism in Eukaryota, Viridiplantae, Streptophyta, Magnoliopsida, Myrtales, Lythraceae.
UUUUGUCUCAUAUUUCUAUUUCACAUAUAGAUCUGUUCCUCAAGCAUAAAAUUCAGUCCGUCGUAUCGGUUGAAGCAGAAUGGAGGAUGUGAUGUACAAUUUCUUCAAGGUGUGGGCAUCGGUCGUGGUAUCGUUGAGCUAUUGCUACAUAAUCGGAAAGUUUAUCCAGAAAGGGAUAUCUAGACUCCUGUUGAUCCUCCCAGUUGUGUGUCUCUUCUUUAUCCUUCCCCUCAGCAUCGACUCAAUCAAUCUCAGCGGCCUGACAGGCUUCUUUGUCGCCUGGCUUGCAAACUUCAAGUUGCUGCUCUUCGCCUUCGGGAAAGGCCCUUUAGUGACAGAGGACUCAUGUGGCUCCCUCUCGCGUUUCGUCGUCGUUGCCUGCUUGCCCAUCAAGGUCCGGCAGAAGCGAGCCCAAGGUGGCUGCAAGGACGAGGGCCCGGGUGGGGAGAAGCGUCAGAAGGGCCACAGGUCAUCCCUGAAUUACGCCGUGAAGGCAGUGCUUUUAGCAGCAAUGAUCCAUGUCUACGACUAUAGCGACAGAAUCCACCCCAGGGUUAUCUAUUUCCUAUACUGCUUCCACAUUUACUUCUUCAUGGAGAUCAUUCUAGCCCUCUUAGCAGCUGCCGUUCGAUCCACGUUUGGGAUGGAGCUGGAGCCACAGUUCAACGAACCGCACCUCUCAACUUCCCUCCAGGACUUUUGGGGCCGACGUUGGAACCUCAUGGUCACCAGCAUCCUGCGUCCGACAGUUUAUGUGCCGGUCCGUGAUGCCACGGGGCGGAUGUGGGCCCCGCUACCGGCGGUGUUGACGACAUUCCUGGUAUCGGGACUGAUGCACGAGGUGAUGUUCUACUACCUCCAGGAGGCCAAACGGCGUGCAGCCCCGAUGUGGGACGUCACGGGGUUCUUCCUCCUCCACGGCGUUUGCGUGGUUGCAGAGCUGGCAGUGAAGAAGUUGGUCGCUGGUAGGUGGCAGCUCCCGAAGCUGCUGUCUGGAGCGCUGACUGCUGGGUUCGUGAUUGCAACCGGGCUGAGGUGGUUCUUGCCGCCGCUGCUGAGGAUCCAUGCGGACAAGAGAACACUGGAGGAGUACGGAGUUGUCGGGCGGUUUGUAAAAGACGUGGCUCGAACUGUCUCAGUCUGCUUCCUCAACGCGGUUAACUGCUAAGAUAGCUUGCCAUUUCUUUUCCCUUCAUUCUCUCCUUUUUAUGUCUUUUUCUUUCCGACUGCACGAAACCUAAUAAAUGGACAAGAAAGGGAGAUAAAGGGCAAAAAUAAUUCCACCUACGAGAAUUCAAUCGUAAUCUUUUAAUUGCAAACAAAGGCCUGUGUCAAUGCAAUAUAUUCAUUUCCUUUGUAAUA